Molecule: messenger RNA, 2161 nt
Organism: Phoenix dactylifera (date palm)
Lineage: Eukaryota; Viridiplantae; Streptophyta; Magnoliopsida; Arecales; Arecaceae
Source: RefSeq, a predicted model, not a curated record
AUUUUGGGAGUGAUGAGUAGUAUAUUUAAGAGUAGCUAAAGUAAUUGUACUUCUUAUAUUAAUUUUCAAGUAGAGAGUCUUGACUUUUUUUAGAAAAAAAAAAAAAGUUUCUUGCAUAGACUAUGGAGAAGAUUCCCCGGCCAUUAGUGACGGAUUGCAUCCGGGCUGAGAGCAUCUUUCAGAGAGAUCAAGGACUCCCGUUCUUGGAUCAUACAUUCGACCAUCCUCUAAAGUCUUCUUCGUCUGAGUACGAGAGAGGGAAGGAGAUAUGGCUGAGUCUCUCGUUUCCAGUGUCGUCUCUCAGCUUGCCAGACUCCUCAUCCAAGAAGCUGUUUCCUUGGGUGGGGUGAGGGAUCAAGUCGAAUGGGUCAGAACAGAACUGCUACGAAUGAAAGGCUUCCUCAAAGAUGCCGAGUCCAGGAGGAGGGGAGACGAAAGAGUGGAGAAUUGGAUACGUGAGAUAAGAGAUGUGGCAUAUGAAGUGGAAGACAUCAUAGACAGGGUCAUGUUCAUGGCUGAGAUGCAGCGUCAGAGGAGAGGCUUCAUGGGCACCAUUUCAAGGUACUCUCACAAACCUUGUGAAUUGAUUACCCUACAUAAAAUUGGUUCUGAAAUUGAAAAAAUAAAGGAAAAGAUCCGUGGUAUCUCUGAUAGCAGAGCCACAUAUGGCAUUGCUAAUCUAGGUGAAAGUAGUGCAGUGGAUGAAAGUUGGCAAUCACUCAGAGAAUCCUCUCCUCACUCUCAUGAUGACGACAUUGAUGUUAUAGGCUUCGAGAAUGAUAAGAAAAAAAUAGUGAGUCAAUUGCUUGAUCGGAAUAAGAAAGCACGAUGUGUAAUUUCUAUAGUGGGUAUGGGUGGGCUAGGCAAGACCACCCUGGCAAGAAAGGUGUAUAAUGACCCUGCAAUUAGAGAGCAUUUUAAUACCUUUGCUUGGGUUUCAGUUUCUCAGAGCUACCGAGGCAUCGAGCUAGCGAAGGACAUUAUGAAAAAAGUAAUGGGAAUCAAAAAGAAGGAAGAAACAACUGCAGGAAUUACACUAGAAGAAUUAGAGAAGAUGGGUGAAGAAGAAGUGAGAGAGAAGCUCCGUGAUUUCCUAAGAGACAGAAAGUAUUUGGUCGUGAUGGAUGAUGUAUGGAGUGUUGAUGUUUGGAGACAAAUGCAUCCAUUCUUUUCUAAAGGAAACAACGGUAGCACAAUACUGCUUACUACACGUAUCAUCGAAGUUGCAAGAGAUACCGAGCCACGGAUUCCUCCACAUGAACUGCAGCUUUUGAACGACACAGAGAGUUUGGAACUCUUCCGUAGGAAGGCAUUUCCACCAAAUCAAGAUGUCCCAACUGAGUUGGAGGCAUUGGCCCAGAAGCUUGCAAAGAAGUGUGGUGGACUUCCUCUUGCACUGGUGGUGUUGGGAGGCCUUCUGUCAAAGAAAGAUGGUAGCUAUCACGAGUGGUCGAGAGUAGCUCAGAGCAUGAAUUGGGACGAUAGUAGAGAUGGGAAGGAGUGCCUCAAUAUAUUGGGUUUAAGUUACAAUGACUUGCCAUAUCCGUUAAAACCAUGUUUUCUAUACAUCGCUGCAUUUCCAGAGGACUCCAUUAUCUCUGCUUCCAAAUUAGUCAGGUUGUGGGUCCCGAAGGAUUCAUCCCCCAAGAGCAGAGGAGGACAAUGGAAGAAACUGCUAGAGCUUGGUUGGAUAAUUUGGUCCAGAGGUGCAUGAUCCAGCUUGUCAAGAGAAGCAAGACUCAUGGAUGGGUUAAACACAUAUGUAUCCAUGAUGUGUUACGUGACUUGGGCCAAUCGGAAGCCAGGAGGGAUGGAUUUUUUCUCAAGUUCGCAGUAGCGACGUGGGAGUAUCUCAUGGUAUACUGAGUCAUCGUAGGGCUUUCCACAAUCAUAUGCAAGACGAGGCUGAUGUCUCCUCACCGCAUCUCCGCACUUUGCUGGGCUUCAGUUUAAUUUUGACUAAUGGGGGAAGAUUUUUGAAUGGGUUAAACUUAUUAAGGGUGCUGGAUCUGGAGGGCGCAGGAGCUUUGGAGGAGUUACCGAAACAGAUCGGCGGCAUGAUUCAUCUACGAUACCUGGGAUUGAGAAGAACUAGUUUGAAGAGACUUGUUGCCCAGUAGAUACAACCCAAGAGGGGGGGUGAAUUGGGUCUUUUAAAACU